UUGUCAAGUGUAGCACGCAUACAUCUGCGACAGAGUGUUGUAAACAUUCAAUGACGCUAGUGAAUGACAGCGAUACCAAAACUGUAACAUCCUAGUUUUUCCGUACCAGAGGAGCUAAUAUGCGUUGGCCAUCGUUUUCACUUAUACUGUCUGGUGUUUUCCUGGGAUAUAUUUCAUAUUCAGUGUGGUCAUUAGCUCAGUUGUUUGUGCCACCGGCAUGUGGUAAAGGCGAACGUUGCAUUCCGUCAUUUCUAAGAAGUAAACCGAAAUUACAUUUGGCAUUGUUCACAUCAGUGAAACCUCACCCAAGUUUAAAAGAUGUGAAAUUCGUUGAAUCAUGGCGUGACUUCAAUUACACUUUUCCAAAGGCAAAGGAAUUGAAUUUAACCAUACCAUUGAGCACUCGACAGAAUGGAUCUAUGUACCUGCAUCUGCUGCUAACUCAAGAAAAAGAACAUGAUAAUUUUUUUAAGUUACACCAGACUCCAACAACAGUCUACACAAAAAUUCGACUAACACAGUAUCAUGUGCCUGAAGCAGCGACAUUUCAGCUUCUAGGGAGUAAGGAAAACAAGAUUGACGAAAACAUCAGUGGAAAAUCUAUUAGACCUGUGGCUCAUCUAAAAUCAAGAAUAACAUUUAAUAUAUUAACUGAUGACAUCAAAUUUCCUGUGAAGAACUUGCCACCGGAAAUUGCACAGCUUCUAGUUUUGAACUCUCGGGGAGAAUUCCUUCCAAUAAUUCAGUAUGAUUUCCUCAACAAUCGCUUACGUGAUCUAGUUGUCAUCGGCAAGAAUGAUACUAUUAUGAUGACUACACUAGCAUAUGCUCCUGUAUCUACUGGAAAACUAAGAGUGAUGCAGCACAUUGAAACUGCUUUACGGUCAUUAAUGUCUUUUGGUUUUAAUGAAAAGGAUGUAGAUGAGGUAAAAGGAAUAUUUGCCGAUACAAAUAUGUAUCUCCUCUGCAUUACUGUGUUUGUGGCUGCUGUUCAUCUGUUGUUUGACUUUUUAGCUUUCAAAAAUGAUGUCACAUUUUGGCGCCACAAACAAAACUUUGCUGGCUUGUCAGUUAGAACAGUAGUUUGGCGAGCUUUCAGCCACAUUAUUGUGUUUCUAUACAUGAUGGAUGAAAAGACAUCAUUACUAGUCCUGAUUCCCUCUGGCAUUGCAACAGUAAUUGAGCUAUGGAAAGCGCAGAAGGUUAUUUAUGUGGAAGUAACAUUUAGUAAGUUACAUUUACCUUGCUUGAGGUUCACGUCAAAAGGGUCAUCUGCUGCUGAACAGAAGACCCAAGAAUUUGAUGCAGAAAUUAUGAGAUAUUUAUCAUACAUAUUGUAUCCCUGCUGCAUUCUAGGAGCAAUAUAUUCAUUGCUGUAUGUGCCACACAAAAGUUGGUAUUCCUGGAGUAUUCAUAGUCUUGUGAAUGGUGUGUACGUCUUUGGAUUUCUAUUUAUGCUGCCUCAGUUGUUUGUUAAUUAUAAACUGAAAUCCGUUGCACACCUGCCAUGGAGAGCCUUCAUGUACAAGGCAUUCAACACAUUUAUUGAUGACCUAUUUGCAUUUAUCAUAACGAUGCCAACAGCUCAUCGAGUUGCCUGUUUCAGAGAUGAUAUCGUCUUCCUCGUGUAUUUAUAUCAAAGAUGGCUAUAUCCAGUAGACAAAACUCGUGUGGAUGGGACGCUAGUUACGGAUGAAAAGAAGCAUGAAUAAGAAUACUCUUACAGCUGCAUUAAGUUCUAUAACAAGAAAGUAAAUGCUCACAGAACAUAAUUUGAAUUAUCAUACCAGAGUGCAGAAGAAUUAAUUUCUUUCCACCCAAAAGCAGAUGCUUUUCAUAAUGUUGUGUAAGAACAGGGUAAAUAAGAAAACUUUUCAGGCUUAAGUCACUGAAGCUACCUAUUUGUUACUGUAUCAAAUGAUGUUCUACACACCCUAAAGAAAUCCAUUAAAA
Messenger RNA from Schistocerca cancellata (South American locust), 1953 nucleotides. Its product is annotated as cleft lip and palate transmembrane protein 1-like protein. Bases 120 to 1712 code for a protein of 530 amino acids. Gene Ontology annotation, cellular component: membrane; endomembrane system. The transcript has 11 exons. The record is from RefSeq and is a predicted model, not a curated record. Lineage: Eukaryota; Metazoa; Arthropoda; Insecta; Orthoptera; Acrididae.